Messenger RNA from Polychytrium aggregatum, 1550 nucleotides. Its product is annotated as endoplasmic reticulum vesicle transporter-domain-containing protein. Gene Ontology annotation, biological process: endoplasmic reticulum to Golgi vesicle-mediated transport; retrograde vesicle-mediated transport, Golgi to endoplasmic reticulum. NCBI's taxonomy places the organism in Eukaryota, Fungi, Chytridiomycota, Chytridiomycetes, Polychytriales. The transcript has 6 exons. The record is from RefSeq and is a predicted model, not a curated record. Gene Ontology annotation, cellular component: COPII-coated ER to Golgi transport vesicle; Golgi membrane; endoplasmic reticulum membrane. Bases 103 to 1311 code for a protein of 402 amino acids.
CCCGCUUCGCUUGGUCCCGCCCUUCUCCUCCAUCAGCACCCGGCACCGACACCGGCACCCAGCCUUCGAGUCAGCCAGCCAGUCCAUCUGCCUGUCUGCAGCAUGUCGAACUUGCGCAAGAGAACCGUUGCCAACCCAGACGAGGGAUCGGCCGUGAGCACCCUGAUCGAGUCGUUCAAGGGCCUGGAUGCCUACGCCAAGCCCCUGGACGACUUCAAGGUCAAGACGAGUUCGGGCGCAUCCAUCACCCUGGUCUCGGCCUUCUUCAUUGUGCUGCUGCUCAUUUCGGAGUUUGUCGACUGGCGCUCGGUCAAGCUCCAGCCCCACAUCGACGUCGACAAAGCUCGGAACGAAAAGAUGACCAUCAACAUGAACAUCACCUUUCCGCACAUCCCUUGCUUUCUGCUGAGUCUCGAUGUCAUGGAUAUUGCGGGAGAGCACCAGAACGACGUCUCGCACAACGUCUACAAGGUGCGCUUGUCCCCAGAUGGAAGCGUCAUCAACAAAUCGAAAGGAGUGGUGGGCGAGCACGAUGGUGGCAACCCUGCGCCCAAGGACCCGAACUAUUGUGGAAGCUGCUACGGCGGCAUUGCAGACAACGAGAAGGGCUGCUGCAACACUUGCGACGACGUGCGACGGGCCUACGAGGCCCGAGGCUGGACCCUGAGCAAUCCCGACGCAAUCGAGCAGUGUGUCAACGAGCAUUACUCGGAAAAGAUCAAGGAGCAGUCCAUCGAGGGAUGCAACGUCCACGGCCAUAUCGAGGUCAACAAAGUCCCUGGAAACGUGCACUUUGCCCCGGGCCGUCCCCUGACACAGGCCCGGAUGCACGUUCACGACUUGAGCCAGUACUCUGUCAACGAGAACUUCAACUUUGGACACAUUAUCCACUCGCUGUCGUUCGGAGAAGAGAUCCACUACCUCAAGAACCCCCUGGACAACACCUCCAAGCUGGUGUCGCACAGCCACUACACUUUCCAGUACUUUGUCAAGGUUGUCAGCACCAAGUUUGAGCUCAAGAAUGGCUCCAAGAUCGCCACAAACCAGUUUUCGAUCACCGAAAACGAUAUGGACACCACCGCCAAGGCUGGCAUGCCUCAGCAGGGCUAUCUCCCCGGCGUCUUCUUCAACUACGACAUCUCGCCAAUGCUGAUCACCUAUGUCGAGUACCAAAAGCCAUUUGCACACUUCCUGACGGACGUGUGCGCGAUCGUCGGCGGAAUCUUCACCGUCGCCGGCAUCGUCGACUCGUUUGUCUACAAGGCAGAAAAAUCGUUCAAGCGCAAGGUCGAGCUGGGCAAGGGCUCGUAAACCCUCAGAACGGAGCGGAAGAGCAGAAAACAAAAGCAGAGAAAGGAAGGGGGGGGACAGAGAUCCAGAGCCAAACUGAAUGCCCAAUGGCUAAACGAAAGGAGUGGGAGGAAAUGCAUACACUUUUUUGUUGUUGUGGGUCCCACACGGCAGCAACACCCAUGUUGCUGUCCAGGAUCGCACAGCCCCCAUAGAGCGUGGCAGCUUGCAUCAGAAGAAUACACUAUAUUCAGAAAAAA